Molecule: messenger RNA, 1952 nt
Organism: Gasterosteus aculeatus aculeatus (three-spined stickleback)
Lineage: Eukaryota; Metazoa; Chordata; Actinopteri; Perciformes; Gasterosteidae
Source: RefSeq, a predicted model, not a curated record
UCUCUUUACAUGUCUCUAGCUCGCUCUACCUCUUUACCAGGGCAGCUAAAUCAGAACAUGGACACAACCAAACAUACUUGGUAGGGGGGGCACUGGGGCGUCCUACAGUUGCUGGGACACACACACAAGCGCACACAGCGCACAGGAAAAACCUGGACGAUCCCUUCUGGUUCCAAACACCAAGGAAUUUAGUGGAAUUUGAGGUGAUUUGGAUUUCCUCCGGCGCUGUGCGGCUUCUGGACAACCUGUGAGGAAUAUUCAAUGUUCCUCGUUGCUGAUCCUGUGGGGGCAGACACAUGUUUUGGUGAACGGGUGUCUGAGUGGGAGGAGACCGGGUGAACCAAAGGAGCGACAGAGUGACCGGAAUGAACAAGCAGACAUAAAACCCGGCAGCUGGAGACGUGUGGAGACGGACGGACGAAGCAAUCCAUCCUAUUCUCACCUCUAGCAAUUACCAAAAAUUAAAUUAUGAGAUGUAGUUGACAUGAAAGUAGAACAAAGAACUCCAUUUUUUUAAUGUGAGAUCAGUAAAUGGAGACAAAAAGCAUCUGCAGUAGCCUCUGCCGUGUCUCCUAUGAAGUAAGCAACAAGUAUUCAGACACAAUGGCAGCAAAUUAAAAAUAGCGGCGAGAUAAAAAUGUUAUUUUGAAUUGCUAACAUUCCAAUAACAAACUACCCAGCAAGUCAAAAGCCAGUUGCGUUAUUAAGAGCUCAGUUCCCUCAUACAACAUCUUAGUGGUUGUUUUGAUUUCUUUUUUACGGUGUUGCUUGGUAGCUGAUGAAGUGGAAAGCUGCACGACACACUUUAGGAAGAUGAAAUAGCCUCCAGAUAUAUUCCCUGGAAAGACGUUGUUGACUAUAAGUGCCAUCUAGAACCAUCCGUCGGUUCCUCAAGAGCAGGCGAGAUGUCGAGGCCUCCGUCCUCCCAGACCACCCCUCAGUUCUACAGGGUCAGCGACAGAGACCUGACCGAGAUCGAGCUACAUUCUGUGGAUUCGAUCAACGACCUCCACCGAGUUCACCCCGAACUCAGCCACAAAGGGAUGAGGCCUCCUCGUCCUGCUUACUCUCCCAGCUCGAAUGGCAAUCUCUACACAAGCGACUUGACGGCUGUCAAUCAAAGAGGCCGUCCGAUCAGCUGCAAAUGGCAGAGGGGUCUCCAGGAUUUGCUCACAGCCAGCUCCUCUCACGCCUACGCCAUGGGCUGCGCCAUCGUCACUCUGCUCCUCAUAACUGUAUUACUCAUCUUCUACUUUUUGGUCCAGCAGGGCGGCGCCGUCCGGACGCUGACUGAGGCAGUGAAGGAGAAGCAGGCUGCGGCCACCCAGCUGUCACUGCUGAUCCAGGAGCUGCAGGCGCUGAGACACAACCUGACAGCCAUGAGAGGGGGGACAUGACGUCAUACGUCCAGAAAUGUGGACAACGGAUUUGUCCUAAAUGUUAUCUAUGUUUCAAACUCAUGGCUGAUGAAACCGUGGACGGUUUCUGAAAAACAUUUCCACUCUCUCCUUCAAUGGUAACUGUAUGGAAAUGAGAAUAUCAAAUCAUACACAUUUAUAAUGUUUAGCAAACGGAUGAUUCACCAUUGAUGGUCAUAGUUGUUUAAGUCUCAAGUGUUGCCGUUGUCUUAAGCAAGGAUGUGACACACUCUAAAAAUGUGAUGGACCGCCUGGAAAGCCAGGAUUGUUUUUGAUUGCUAUGUACUUAAAAAUUCACUUUUAUUCACAAUUAUGUGUAAUGAUGUCAUAAUUAUUACAACUUUUUGGGGGGUUUUGCUUAUAAGAGAGGCAGAUUGGGUCUAAGCUAAUUUCAUCAACAUUUCAUGUCCUCAGGCCAAGUCAUUACAUCUUGUUGUAUUUCCUGCUGCAAAGUGCACUCCAGAGAGAAAUGAAAACAACAUAAAUGUUUUGCUGACAAAUAAUGUAAGAAACAAAUAAAUAGUUAAACUCAAA